Haplochromis burtoni (Burton's mouthbrooder) is the source of this 4178-nucleotide messenger RNA. It is a transcript of the gene fam110c, whose product is annotated as family with sequence similarity 110 member C. The record is from RefSeq and is a predicted model, not a curated record. The coding region runs from base 234 to 1283 and encodes 349 amino acids. The transcript has a single exon. Lineage: Eukaryota; Metazoa; Chordata; Actinopteri; Cichliformes; Cichlidae.
CUCACUUGCGAUGGUAUCAGGUGUACUUUGAACAGGCUUGUGUGUGGCUAAAACUACCCUUGCGCAGGAUGGGUGGGGUAAUGUGGUGUGUGUUUAAACAGACAAGGUAAGGUCCCCCGUCACAAUACGUGCUCAGGCAAAGAUCGGGCUUGAAUGGAAUCCUUUACCUGUAACUCUGGGGAAACUGUACACUGAAAAUCUACAACGAGACUUCAGUGCCCGUCGAAACCACAAUGGAGACAACUAAUGAUACCACAAAAAUCCUGGGGAAAGGUCCUGAAUACCUUCGUAAACAAAUGGAUUUAGAGAGUGAGACAAAAGGACGCAUGAGUGCCGUGGAGAGGCUCGCCGCAAGUAAACCAAAAUACGUCAAAAGCCAACAGGUGGUUAACUCAACUCAGGAGCCAGUGAUUAGCCUUGGAUCGGCCUCUGUGAGUAGCACUGGGUCCUCUAACCGAAGCUCACACCGGGAUGGGAAUCUUCCUACAGGGAGUGACUUGACAGGGAAUACACUCACUGUGCAAAUCUCUUCACCAGUGCAGGCACAUCGCUCCAGCGCCAAAAAACGACCAGACUCUCUUCUAAUUUACAGACAGAAAUGUGAGUUAUUGAGAGGGCCAGCAAAUGAACGGAAACACCAUAUAACCCGUAAGUUGUUGCUCAACCCUGUGAAUAAAAAUGCCCCAUUAUCCGAGGGGACAGAUAAGGAAUGUGAGUCUCAGGGCAACGGGGGAAAAAUCACCACGCCUAAGGAAACAGCAAAGGAAUGGAAUCCACAUGUAGUUAUCUCUAAACCGGAGAGCAAUGGAGUGACAGAAGAGUGCAGAAUCAAGAACAGUGACUCUGGUACAAAACCUAAGGCUGGAGUUGUAAAUGCAUCUAGUGGUCUCCUGACAGUUCCUGAGGUUGAAAGGAGGUCUGGCAAAGGAGUCAGUCGUUCUCACUCUGAUAUCAGCUCCAGGUAUUCCAAAAACUUUGCAGACUUUGAUGUUUUUUUCAAGUACUGCGGGCUGGACGGUGAGGUCAUUGAGUCUUUGGGGAAGGACAACUUCUCGGCUCGCUCAGAUGAAAUUGCAAUAAUGGUUCGGAGUGUCAGUGUUUCCACGUCAGAUGAUGGCUUUUCCAGGAACAGUAGUGACAGCGAUGCGCUCAUGGAGGAAAAGCUGCACGAGAAGAUACGUCAAGAGACCUCAGUUAUUGAGCGCAACGCACGGAUUAUCAAGUGGCUGUACAGCUGUAAAAAUGCUAGUGACACUGGAAAAAAGUUACGGGAUCUUCACUGAUUGCGCUUUUUCUUUUACCCAAGUGAUGUUACAUAAAAGUUAUAUUUUGAGGACAAAGAUGGAAGUAGUUUCUUGUUUUUGGCCUUAGAAAACACUGAAUGAUACCCUACUUGUCCAACUGUACCUAAAUCUUAGGUUAUGUAUUGUGUAUGCUGCGUGUGUGUGUGUGUGUCCUUUACUGAUGACUUUUCUGAGAGCAAAUGAUGACUGAGUGAUUUCUUAUUUUUUUCUUCUUCUGUUUUUUUUACUUGCACAGGACCAUCUAUGAUCUCAGUUACACUGGAAACAGAUAAAAUACAAUGUCAUAAAAGCUAUACAAAAACAAAAAGUAUUUACAUUAUUCAGCUUCAACAUUUUUAGGAUUACUGGCUUAUUUAAUAUAAUACUUUUGCGUUCUAUUCAGACUCUAUAAAAAAACAUUUCUGUAUUAAAUAUGGUCAAACGUGCAUACAAGAAGGCAAGCAGUAAUUCAAAAGAAUUCAGUGAAGUGCUGUGAUAUGAAGCAAAAACAUACUAGUAUGAACUAGUUUGGGAUUAUUUUCUUUUUCCAUAAAAAUAAAAUACUUUUAAGUUCAGUGAUUUUGGGUGUGAAUGGGCCACAGUCAUAUAGACUUACAUUGUUUAUAAAAGCUAUACUGUAUUUUUAUGCGACUAUAAUUUAAAGCUUUUGAAAAUGUACAAAAUUUGUCAACAUGACAUACUUCCUGCUAAUGAUAACUCAACGUCUAACAAUGCUGCAGCAAUUCUAGCUGUAGCUUUUUGAUGAGUUGUCAUCAAUGUUACAUAAUUCAUCUACAAAACAUUAGUGUGUUUAUUUAUUAUUCAUUAAAAUGCAAUUAUUUUAUACGAUCACUUAUAAAAUGUACUAUUUGUAAAGAGUGGUACUAUUAUUUUAAGAUAAAAGGCUCACAGCUCAUGGCCUUUUGAUUCUUCCCAGGAACAUUAAAAGGAGUCUCACACUGAUGCUCAUAAAUUCUGCUCCUCUGCGAAUACCUUUAGGCCACCUCAAACAUGAAAGCAUCCCUAAAUCAGAAUUUGUACAACCUGCCUUUUAAGUUUAUAAUCCAAUAAUGUGCACUCCCAUUUCUCUCGGGGUGAAAGGUAUACAUUCCAUCACACCAACACACAUGAAGACACACACACCCACACACAACCUGGAGACUUACUCUGAGUUUACCCAUAACUACUGCCUGCCAAACUCUGACCAUAACUUAUCCUAAUGUUAAAAGAUAGCUUUAAUAUAUAAAUUUGAAUGAUUUAGAUCAUGAGGAUUUGUUCCCUUGUCCACAUACAAAAAGAAAAUGUGCAUGUAAGUGUGUAAAUAAAUUUAGGUCACCACAACAAGUGUAAUACCUGCCACCCCACAGACACUCAAAUACAAACCACAGCAACUGAUACAAAAAAAUUUACGUAUGGAAGAUCUGCUUAUAUUUAACAGAUGUAUGAAAAAACAUUUGAGGAAGUGGUUAUUUUCCUCGCAAACUUUCCCUUAGAUCUGUUAGGGGAAUGUGCUUAAUAAUCUGAUCGGCUUAUGUCCAGUGACCCGUUGUUGUUGUAUCUCUCUCCCAAGCUCCGUCUGCUUUGUCUCUUCAUUGUUUUCUCUCUCUUUUUGUCUUUUAGCCAAGUUUUUUUUUUAUUCUUUGAAGAUCAGUGGCUGAACAUGAGCUGGGGGAAAGCAAUGGAAAGACUGUGCUUGACGCAGUAUGUUAAACGUAUUACCACCUAUUCAGUUUCACUCAUUGUCUUCUUACAGAGAAAGAAACUAACAAUAUACGUUAUCAGUUUAUGUGAGUGGGCACAAAGUAGUUAGCUGGUGCAGACACACCUUUCACUUCUCCAAAUGCCUGACUGACUGUUUAGUACAAGCCUCCACUUGUUGGUUGCCAAAAGUAGAGGUUACCUGUUGAUAAUGAUAGUCAUCAAUAUGUGAUUAUUGAUUGUGAAUGUGAACUCACUAUUGCUACAAGUUUGCAUUUAAUUUUGUUUUUUAUAUGUAAAACUUAAAAUUUUUGUACUCCUAGAUAAUUUGUAUAUCUUUACCACCUUUUGCCCAGUUUUACUGCUACUGAAAACGUAAAACACAAAUAAAACUGUUUUUACAAGUAAAAUGUUGCAUGAGUAUACUCACAGUGGGUGGAAUGGAAAUGUUUGCUAAAGUUUAAAAGUUUUAAGGGUGAGUAUAUUGUCUUUGAAUUACUCCCCUGCGACCAUGAUAAGCGGAAGGGAAUGGAUGGAUGGAUGGAUUGAUGUUAAACUACUUACUCUUUUAUUAGUUGUUCUGUUGGUUAUGAGAAUUAUCAAUUACCUAUACACUGCCACUUCAUCAGUUACACAUUGCUAACACUGGGUUACCUUCAGGGCUGCCUUAAUUCUUCUUGGUGAUGUGAUAUCAUUAUAUUUAUCAUAUCAUUACAUUACAUUGCUGCUGAUUUUUCAGCUGAAGAUCAAUUAUGAGAAUCUCCUCCUCCACCACAUGCCAAAGGUACUCUAGGUGUCUAUUAACUGUUUCUUAUAUUCUGUUUUUCCACUGUACUUGAGCCCUCCAACUGCUUUAUAUACAAACACACAUUCAUCAGUGGCAUGCCGUGACUUUUACAGAAAGGCAAGCAGAGACAAUCGUCACCCCUCACACCCACUACACACACAAACAAACACACCUUCUUCAAAAACACCAAUUUAACAAGAUAAACUGGAUCAGAUUAAAACAUGCCAUUUGUGCUGUCCAUCUGCACAUCUUCACGUUUCUACACUCCUUCCUGGCUGAAGAGAUGUAAAAUAUUUCUAAUAACUUAGUUAAGUUAUUAGAUAUCUACCAUAUUAAAUAUCUACCAUAUUCCCCCCACUUUUUUGUAUUGUUAACUGACAAUGACAAGUGGUGGAGGAACUUUUCAAACC